AUGCCUGCGACGGUGCAGCUGAGUGGAGAGAAAUUGGGUGAAUUUGCAGUUGUCUCUGGUGCGAAGCGAGGCUUUGUUUUAACUCCUUCUUUGUUUCAUAAAUAUCUUCAUGCAAUGAUGUCUUUUACUUUUGAGGCGGAUUGUACUUACGAAGUUCGGGUGGAGCACCAUAUUGAUGGUGGGUUGCUAAACAUCCGUCGUUCCUGUGCGAGAACUCUAGUCUGUGAGACAACUAUCCGUAUGUCGCUGUUUGCUGACGACGGUGCGUUGUUUGCACACAGCGCGGAUGAGUUGCAGCACAGGAUUAUUGUCGUGGAUUUGACAGCUGCCAACUUCGGGCUCACCAUCAACAGAAGCCAAACUGUCUGUCUCUUUCAGCCUUCAGCAGAUUUGCAAUCUUCAAUAUUGCCACGAAUCAGCAUGGGUGCUGAAUUGUUGGAAACCACCUCUCGCUUCUGCUACCUUGGGAGUUUGAUGUCGACUGACCAACAGCUACACAUUGAUUUGCGUAUCCGCGUCUCGAAGGCAGCGGCGGCACUCGGGAAGCUAGAGUACCGAGUGUGGAAUAACCAUCAGCUUACAGUUGACACGAAGCUAAAUGGUACACAAAUCCAUGGUACUGUCCAUUCUUUUAUACAGCAGUGCAACGUGGACGAUGUACCGGCGAGAAAUGCGAUAUCUCGAGCGGUUUCAACAACAGUGUUUGCGGCGGAUUCUGCGCAGCAGAUAAGGAGACAGAGUUGCGGACACGGAAGUGAUGCGUCGAAAUGGAUUGCAUACUUUUCUUGA
Messenger RNA from Dicrocoelium dendriticum, 789 nucleotides. Lineage: Eukaryota; Metazoa; Platyhelminthes; Trematoda; Plagiorchiida; Dicrocoeliidae. The record is from the annotation of a GenBank genome assembly.